This is a messenger RNA of Rotaria sp. Silwood1, 2951 nucleotides long. The record is from the annotation of a GenBank genome assembly. Lineage: Eukaryota; Metazoa; Rotifera; Eurotatoria; Philodinida; Philodinidae.
AUGGGUAUUAGUGGAUGCAUUGCGGCUAGUUACCUGAUGUGGAAUAUAAGGUGUUCUUGUUUAAUAAACAACACUUGUGUACAUCAAGCUGGCAUCUACAAUUGGACAGGACGUCGAGGCGUACACAGUGGGACUAUUUUUGGAGAUUUGACUUUUGAUCCGCCAUUAUUAUUAACAAUACCUGGUCUUAUGGUUGGAUGUUUACCAUACAAUUCAUUAUUUAGAUCAACACUAGAAUGUUUCUAUAAUCAAUCAUGUAUUGAUCAGAUUCAAAUAUUUAUUAAUGGAUUAUCAUUAGUUACACCACUUUCAUUAUCUUGUUUCAAACAAAAUACAACAGUGAGUGAUCUAUUUGAUAACUUAUUUAUUGAAUCAUGGAAUGAAAAGAUUAAUUUUACUGGUUAUUUUCAAGUAUGUUCUCCACAUUCAUGUACAUAUUCUUAUGAUCGACGGUUCAAUCUACUUUAUGUAAUUGUUACUAUUAUUAGUCUUUUUGGUGGUCUAAAGACAAUUUUAUAUUUCUCAACACCUUUAAUAAUCAUGUUCAUACGACGAAUUCAGAAAAGUAAAAAUUUUCAAAAUACAACUGAUCAAACACUAACAGAAAAUCCAAUGUGUAUAAAGCAAAGAAUACUUUUUUUAGUUUUCUAUUCAUCAAUUGCUGCUCGAAUUCGAAUUAAUAAUGUGUAUCAACCGUCAUUGAAUGAAUAUGAAAGAUUAUAUACACAAUAUUCAUCAACACUCGUAUGCCCAUGUACUCAUCUUUCUGUAUCUUAUUCAUCUAUUAUGUAUAUAAAGCCUUAUUAUCAUCAAGUGUGUUCAAGUGAUUUCAUCAAAGAUAAUGCGUGGUUGCUCUACUUUCGUGGAUUACCUGAUAAUCUUCACGCUUUAGAUUUUCGUGUUAGAGGUUCUAGAAUAUUCACUACACUUCAAACAUUAUGUAAGAUGUCAAAUGAUACUGUAACAAAUGAACUUGUUGUUUUCAAUAAUUUACAAUUUGUCAGUAGUCAAGUAUUGACAAAGAAUACAUUUAAUACAGAAACAUCUGCACUUAUUCAACAAUUUCAACAGCAGACUCUGGCAUCUUUUCUCGACCUAUUUGAAUUGGUUCGAACUUCAAUUCAGCUCAAUCAGUUUAUUGUUUAUGGUGGGGCUAAUGCUCAAAUAGUUCAAAUAUUGAACGAUAAUAACAACUCAAUGCGUUUUGUAUCAAACAAUGAUUGGAACAACCAGUGCUCAUGUGGUACUAAUGUUUCUUGUACACGUUCCGAAGGAUUCUAUCUUAGCGUAGCAUCUCCUGUUUCAUAUACAGGUACAUCGGAGGAAACGAUACCGGGUUUGCUUGUAGGUUGUGUACUCGUUGAUUCUCUUCUUGCAUCUUCGCUUGAAUGUUUUUAUAAUGCAUUAUGUAUUCAAAGGCUUAUUAAAUUGCGUUCAUAUGAUUUAUAUCUUGGCACAGUAGAUUCUCGUGUGGCCAAUGUUGUUCCACUUGAUCCAACGGUUGAUAGUCGUUUUUCUCCUGAUACUACAUUGGAUCAAAUUGUUUCGCAAUUAUUUAUUGAAGGUUGGACAAAUUCUACUAAUUUUAGUUUCUAUUAUCGUCAAUGUGCACCAUAUCAAUGUAUUCGUCAUAAAAUUGCAAUGUUUUUCACUCGAUUUCAACAUUCUAUUCGAGCAAUGAAUUUAUAUCAUAAAGUACGGAAACCUUGUUUACCAGAAAAAUCACAAACAACAAAUGAUAUAUUAAUUAUACAACGUCAACAAAUAGCUACUCGUUUUUAUAUUAUUGUUUUUGUCUUAGCACUUAUAGUUAUAAUAACUUUUACUGGAUUAAAUUCACAGAUACAUUCUGUGAAGGUAACAUCUCCAACGGAAUUAAUAUUUGAACAAUUACAAACUCAAUAUUCAUCAUCAUUAUCAUGUCCAUGUUCACGAAUAGCAAUUCAAUAUUCAAAAUUUCUUUCUGUUAAACCAAUUGCUUAUCAUCAAGUGUGUUCAAGUUAUUUUAUUUCAUCUAAUUUUAUUGAAUUACUAUGGGGAACUGAAUCCUAUGAAAGUUAUUAUUGGAAUGUAGACAUGAAAAUAUUAAGUACACAGUUUCGACUUUUAGCAUCAUUUUGUUCUCUUGUAAAAAAUCUAAUUGAACAAAAGAUUGAAAUAUUCUCUUCACAAAAGUUCAUUAGUGUUGAAGCAUUAACACGUCAUUCAUUUCAAACUCAAAUCGAUUCUAUUAUUGAUCAUUUUAUUGUUCAGGCACCAACUAGUUUUCGACAAAUACAUAAAUAUAUCAUAGAAAUGAUUCAUGCUAAUCAAUUACAUAAUAUAUUCUACACAAAUUGGAAUCUUACUAUAUCUAAUCCUAAUGAUAAUUAUAUUAUGUCAACAAGUCCAAUAUCAUAUAAUGAUAGUAAUAGUUCAUGUUCAUGUGCAACUAUGUCAACAUGUUCAAGAUCUCUUUUGACUAAUAAUAACAAGACAGAAAUAUUGUCAGGUAAAAUGUUUAUUUACAAUAGUGAUUAAUUCUCGUUCGUAGGUUGUAGUUUCUUUUAUAGACUGAUUAAUUAUUCGAUAGAAUACGUUUGCUAACUAUAUAUAUAUGUAUUCUAGAGUGCUGUCAGUCAGUCUCGAAUCCUGUAAAAUCUCGUUUGUCUUUCUCACGAAACGACCUGGAUUGCAUCGAAUUUUCUAAUCCUUAUAUCAAAAAUCUAUCGUGCAUUUUAAUUUUUUGAUUUCUAACAAAUAUCUUGAUAUAUAAAUAAAUAACAGAAAAAAAAACUAAUAGAGACAGAGCUAGACUGCCACUUGAGCAAAGCUCGAGUAGAGAGGACGGCUAACUGCAUGAGCCAGAAGGCAUGUCAGAACGCGAUCCUAUACAGCGUCCGAUGUUUCUAAAUCUAAGAGUUCCGUUGACGAAAUCAUAAUAAAUUUCAGUCAUGUUCCACUGCCUCAGU